This is a messenger RNA of Acinonyx jubatus (cheetah), 6259 nucleotides long. It is a transcript of the gene SLX4, whose product is annotated as SLX4 structure-specific endonuclease subunit. The record is from RefSeq and is a predicted model, not a curated record. Gene Ontology annotation, biological process: interstrand cross-link repair; DNA replication; meiotic DNA double-strand break processing. The transcript is spliced from 15 exons. The coding region runs from base 471 to 5696 and encodes 1741 amino acids. NCBI's taxonomy places the organism in Eukaryota, Metazoa, Chordata, Mammalia, Carnivora, Felidae. Gene Ontology annotation, molecular function: DNA binding; enzyme binding. Gene Ontology annotation, cellular component: nucleus; Slx1-Slx4 complex.
UGCCCAUUCAUUCCUGCAGCGGCGGGUACAAAGCGGAGUAGACCCAAGUCCCGACCCUCUGGAAACUUGCCGCUUCCUUCAGCAAGUACUGAGUGAGCACGUAUAGGAGAUGUGACAUUGAAUGAACCAAUGUGCUUUAUCACUAUGGAGAUCUUGGAGAAUUGCCUGAGCAUGAAGUUCAUAUGUAUCCUACCUUGGAGGCAUCUGUUGGACAGCAAAAGCUCUCAGAUGUGAACUUUAAAUGUGCUGCUUAACGCAGACUCUGUGUGAAGAAAGGCAUUUAAAUUCUUAUGUGGGGGAAAGCACGACUUUUUGCUCAAUUGUGCAAACUCUCCAGCUGUCCUAGUGAGAAGUAGAGAGCAGCCGUGAUGGAGCUACAAGUCUGAAGGAGGCCCUGCUAGGCUUGUUCUUGGGUCCCCAGAUAGACCUCAAAUCUCUGAAGAAUACUUGAGAGCCUUAAAGUUGGUCAGAUGAUGGAUGAGUCAGACGAUGAUUUUAAGGAGCUCUGCGCCACCUUUCUCCAAAGGGUGAAAAAGAAUGGCACCAAGGAAGUGUCGGGGGAAAGGAAGACACAAAAGGCCUCCAACAGCACUGAGACAAGUAAACCGAAAAGGACCAAACCAACUGCUACCAAGAGCAAAACCCUUCAAGGCCCCAGGGAGAAGAAAACUCGGUCUGGCAGCCAGGCCCCGAGGACUAAAAGGCAAGGGGCACCCAAGUGGCAGGAGAGCAAACCAGCUCCCCCUGAGAAUGGAGGGGGAGGUGUGCCUGCCUCUGCUGUGCUCCAGGAGAAUGUGCAGAACACCCAGACAGAGGACGCUCGGGACAGCGACUCCCAGCCCCCUCCUUCCCAUCUGACUGCGAUGGGGCCCAGUCCCUCCAAACCCCGGACGGCCGAGCUCGUCCUGCAGCGAAUGCAGCAGUUCAAGAGAGCAGAUCCUGAGCGCCUGCAGCAUGCUUCCGAACGGUGCUCCCUGGAGUCUGCAGUUGAAGAAAACCUCCCGAAGGGCCCUCGAGAGGAGAUGACGGCAGGGGACGGGUCGGGGCCCUGGCUCCCUGCCACAGAGAGUGACGCGGCGGUGGCCUUGGCCCUGCAGCAGGAGUUUGGGCAGGAACAAGCAUCGUUACCUGAUGAGAACCUGGAGGAGACAGGGUUGUUCUUCUGCCAGAUCUGUCAAAAGAACCUCUCAGCCAUGAACGUGACACGGAGGGAGCAGCAUGUGAACCGGUGCUUGGAUGAGGCUGAAAAGGCACUGGCACCCACCACACCACGGAUCCCCGAAUGCCCGAUUUGUGGGAGGCCGUUUCUCACCCUGAAGAGCAGAAUCAGUCACCUGAAACAGUGCGCGGUGAACAUGGACGUGGGCCCCCAGCUCCUGCUCCAGGCUGUGCGGCUGCAGACGGUUCCGCCGGAGGGGGCCUGUGGCACACUGGCAUCAAGCUUCAGCCAUCACGCUGGAGGUCUGAAGCGGAGGGGAGCCACCAACCAGAAGGAGCUGCAGAGGAAGCGGAGGGUCACCAAGCCUGAGGCGCCGUCCGAGGACUUGCUGGUGGCCAUGGCCUUGUCCCGGUCUGAGAUGGAGCAGGAGGCUGUGCCAGCGGCGCUCAGACUGGGAAAUGCCUUUUCUGAGAGGAUAAGACUGGGAGCAGAAAAGAAGAGCCGCAAGAGGAAGGCGCCUGUUUCCCCUCCCCCCUUGUUAGUCCAGGACCCGGAGACCACGGGGAGGCUGAUGGCGGAUCGGGUGGCCCAGCUCUUUGCCGAGGAGGUGGAGCUGUCCAGCACGCCGCCACUUCCCACGAGCAGGAUUCUAAAGGAAGAGCUGGGAAAGGCCGGUCGGUGUCUGCAGCCACCUGGAGGGAAGCAGAACUUUCUGUGGGAAGGCAGCGCCCUGACUGGAGCCUGGGCCCUGGAAGCCUUCUACACGGCAAGCCUGGUCCCUCCCAUGGUGCCCCAGCGGCCCGCAAAGGCUCUUACACAGGAGCCCAUGCUCCUCCCAGGGCUGCCUGACCAGCCAGAGCUGGAAGUGCAGACGCCACCUGCUGUCCCCAGUGCCCACCCUGCAGGCCACGGCCCCAGGAGCCCAGGCCCCUCCGCCAGCCAGAGGGAGCACCAGGCCCUGCAGGACCUUGUGGACCUGGCGGGAGAGGGGAUGAAUGCCAGCCCAUGGCCCUGCAGUGGGAGACCAGCCAGCCCGGGAGGGGUUGCAGGGAUGGAUUUGUCACCCACUGGCCUUCCACUGACUGGGUUUAUCCCGCCACCCCAGGAAGAGCAGCUGGAGAGGGGCGGCCAAACUUCGCUCACCCUCAGUUUGCUGCUGGCUGACCUCAGAGCCAUGGUCAAUAACCCACAGCUGAGCGACAUCCAGCUUCAGACAGACAGCGGGGAGGUGCUUUACGCCCACAAGUUCGUGCUUUAUGCCCGCUGCCCCCUUCUCAUGCAGUAUGUGAACAGCGAAGGCUUCUUCGCCGUGGAGGACGGCGACGUGAAGAGCCAGCGCGCGCUGCUGGGUGGCGUGAGCGCCGAGGCUGCCCGUGCGCUCCUGCACUAUCUCUACACCGCGGACCCCGGCGUGCCUCCCCGGCUGGUGCCCGGCCUGAGCGCUCUGGCCCGCAGGUUCGGCGUUAGCGAGCUUGUUCUUCUGUGCGAACAAGAGCCUGAUGUGAUGGGUUCAGAGGACAGGCCACGGAAGGAGAAUGAAGACGAGGACUGUGAAAGCCGGGCGGAGAACUUCCAAGAACUCUUGAGGUCCAUGUGGAUAAAGGAAGAGGAAGAAGCAGAGGCUUCAUUGAAAUCCGAGGGCUGUGAAGAGGACAGAGAAAAAGUGGAUGAGGCAGAAAUGGAAGAGAUUUAUGAAUUUGCAGCCACUCAGCGCAAGCUGCUCCGGGGGGAAAGCACUCCAGAGGUCAAGGAAGAAACGGACCGGUUCGGGGAGGAUGGUCCCUUGUCUGCACAAAUCUCAUUAAGUGUUCAGGUUCACGAACAGCCGGACAAUGCAGAAGAGAUGGAACUGUGUGACCAGAGAAGAGAUGAGGCCCCAGUCAAAUGGAAGAGCGUGGGACCGUCCACGCCCCUGCUACUCAAGGGCCAUGGUGCAGAUGUAGAGACAGCAGGGUCCCCAGAGGAAGCACUGGGGCGUCCCGGCUCCUCUCACCCUUCUCGGGGCGGCCGGACAGGGAGAAAGGAAGGUGCGUUUUGGUGCUCGGCUGCUGCUGCCGCUGAACAGCCCUUUUCAUCGACUCCCAGAAGAUGCCCUGAACUGUCGCAGACAAGUGAGCUCCAGGAAGACAAUGGCACGGCCACGAGAAAGGGGGCGGAGGGUCCUUGUACCCCUGCCCACCGGCAGGCACCCCCAUUGCGCCCGUGCCUGUCGAAGCUCCUUCAAGGCAGGAGUCCUGGCCGGCCACACCCUUGCCCUCGCCCUCAUCACACCGGCCAGUCGCCCAGCGAAGCUUCUAGGGCAGCCUCCCAGGACUCACCAUCCAAGCAGAGGAGGGGCAGGAGCCUCUGCAAGCUACUUAAAGAUCCAGGCCUUCAGAAAGGCAAAGAACGUGGUUCCUUGUUGGAAUGCAGAAAUAAAGGGGCUCUGGUCUCCCCAGAAAAAUCUCCAUCCAUUGACCUCACCCCAUCAAAACCUGGUCAUUUGAGCUCCCGAUCUCAGAAUACUCCAUCCAGCAAGAACAGAGAAGAUGAGAUUAUCCUUUUACUGGACUCAGAUGAAGAGCUGGAGCUGGAACAAACCAAAACAAAGUCAGUUCUUGAUGGUCCCCUGGAAGAAAGGAAAGUGCUGGAAGUUAGCACCAAGUCUUCUGAGCUGUUUUCCGUCAUCAACGUUGAUGCAGAUCAGGAUUCUUUCCAAAGCCCACCACGAAGAGAGGCGGAACUGCUGUGUGGGGAGGAGAGGCCGCCAGGGAGCCAGGGCUCACAGGAGGGCAGAGGGACCCCUCAGCUGUUCUGUGACCCCGAGAGCGGCCCUGAGGAGGACAGCACCACAGACGCCUCAUGGCUGGUGCCCGCCACUCCCCUGGCUAGCAGAAGCCGUGACUCUUCAUCCCAGACCCAAAUAACAGGCCUCAGGUCCAGGGCUUUAGUGGAUCACAUGGCCCAGUUCAAACCCUGGGCCUCCCUAGAAAACAGGGAUAGACCCGAAGCUGCAAAUACGUGUUCGAUAGCCAGGCCCCAGAUGUCGCCACCGCACUUGGGCCCCAUCAUUGCAGGAAGCCCCGACAGCAGGGGCCCAUGCAGUCCCCACCCCGGGCGCCUCCAGCACUUUGCUCUUCUGGCGGCCUGUCCCAUCUCAGGGGGCCUCGCCGAUUCCACGGGGCGGCUCCGGAAGCACUCGCCCCUCGGGCCCAGCCUGCUGAAUCAGGCCACCGCGAGUGAGGUGGUGGAGGUGGAGGACAGCGAAGACGAGCGGGAGGUGGCCAACAGCAGCCCCCUGCCGGACAACGACCCUCCGAUCCCUCUUGGUGACUGCCACUGGCACAUGGAGCCCCUCUCUCCGAUUCCGAUCGACCGCUUGAAUCUUGAGCUGACGGGGCCCCUGAGCACCAGUAGUCCCAGCGGUUAUGGCCACUCCCCGGCCCUCUCGGGCACCACCCCCAUCCGAGGAAGCCUUGCUGGCCAAAGAAAGGCUCCAGAGAGGUCCCCUCGGGCCGGCUCGCCUGGGAGCAGCAGGCAGAGCUUUCUGAACUCCGCUCUGUGGGACCACUGGGAUGAAAAAGAACAGACGUCUCCAGAGCUCCUUCCUGCGGCCCAGACGCCGAGUGCUGAUGAAGCUCAGAAAUCAGAAGGGUUAGAGACGCCAAAAGGUGCUCAUUGGAAGAACUUGCCCCCGAAAGAGCCCAUAACCCCAAUGCCAAGGUAUUCCAUCAUGGAGACCCCGGUACUGAAGAAAGAACUGGAUAGGUUUGGCGUCCGCCCUCUACCCAAACGCCAGAUGGUCCUGAAACUGAAGGAGAUAUUCCAGUACACUCACCAGACUCUGGAGUCAGACUCCGAGAAUGAGAGCCAGUCCUCACGGGUGCUCCUGGAGGCGCCUCACAGCCAGACCCAAGCCAGCAAGACGUCCAAGGGCUCCUCCCAUCAAGAGAAUCCUCCUGGUGGAAGCCUCCCUCCAAUGAGCAGGGAGGAGCCUCCAGGCCCUGAUGGUGACGCCCAGCUCCCAGCCUCCCAGGAAUCAGUGGCCUCCUCCGUGGACAGCAGUGACAGCUCCUUUAACUCACAAAGUUCUUCCUGUGAGUUUGGAGUGGCCUUUGAGUCUGCAGGGGAUGAAGAGGGUCAAGAGGAGAUAAGUGCAUCACAGACGGCCGCCCAGGCGGCAGCCACGGAGGAGGCAGUGAGGCGCUACAUCCGCUCCCGGCCGGCCCUCUACCGCAAGGUCCUGCUCUAUCAGCCCUUUGAGUUGGCCGAGCUGCAGGCCGAGCUGAAGCAGCAUGGCAUCCGCAUGGCCCUGGGGAAGCUGCUGGAUUUCCUGGAUGCCCACUGUAUCACCUUCACCACCUCCGCGGCCCGGAAGGAGAAGCUCCAGAGGAAGAGGCGGCAGCCCGUGGGCAAGAAGAAUCGGGGCAGGGCAGCGGGCCGGUCCGCCCCUCCCCACCCGCGGCCGUCCGCAGCCUGUGAGCGUCUGCAGCCCCCCUCGGCGAGCCAGGCCUCCACGGGCGUUUCGGGGCCUGGGGACCACAUCAACCCCCCGUGAAAGUGACGAUGGCACCGAGUUGGUCGGCUUUCCCCAACUCCAUUUCCACGGUCCUCAGGGCCCCAGCCCCUUCCUCUUGUCAGUGCCCAUGGUUUGUCUCCCUCUGUCUCCCUGUGACCCCGCCGUGGGUGGCCACCGGCUAGCCAGGACGAGGUCUUUCGGGUACAGGGUGUCCUCGUCCUGAGGUGGACAUCCAGGGCCAGCUUGCCCUUGCCCUGCCUUCCUUCUUGGCACUUGGCCAUAACCCCAGCCUCCACCAGCAGACCAGGUGCCCACAAGCCUGUCACUGCCACAUGUUAGGUGCUCUGCUGGCCCACCCAUCCCGCCUAGAUACCUGUCAUAGUCACCAGCAGUCUCCAAACUGGGCACUGCGGGCGGGCCCGGCUUUGCCGGGUAUGUGGGGGAAGCUAUCUCCAGCCUCAGGAGCGGUGUGGAGUAUGGGCGAGGGCCAGAAAAGAGGAAAGGUCUGGGUCUCUACAUCCAUGUGAAUGCCUUGUCUGUUUUAAAUACGGUGCAGUCCAUUUUAUAUGAUGUGCAAUAAAAACAAAAACGCUGUAUAAAAA